GGCGGUGGCAUCGGCGGCCUCACUCUCGCCCUCGCCAUACAGCGCUUCUGCGACAUGUCCCAGCUGGACGUGCACAUCUAUGAGGCUGCCUCCCAGUUCUCCCAGAUUGGCGCCGGGAUCAACAUCUGGGGUAGGGUGCACCAGGUAUUCAACGACCUCGGCUUGGAGGCGGAUUUGGCUAGUCUUCUUCGUGCGGAUGAUAUUGGGUGUGAGCACUGGAUUUCCCUCGUAGCCCGUCUUCACUCACCUUCGGUAUCAGACUUUACAUGCCGCAAGAGCGACCAGGCGGAGGGCAAGACCUUCCGAGACGUGUACAUCGAGAACGGCAGAAUGAUGAUGCUGCACCGCGCUGAAGUGCAAGACCUACUCCUGAAGCACAUCUCGCCAGCCAUCAAGAUCCACCUCUCUCACCGCUUGGACGACUACUCCCAUAACAACCAAGCUGCGGAGAGCAUCGAGAUGCGCUUUCGGGGCGGGCAGGUGGCCCAUUGCGACUUGCUCAUUGCCGCCGACGGCGUCCACUCUGUUGUCCGUCCUAUAUUCUUGUCCAAUCUAGCAGAGCAGCUCGAUAAGCCGGAGCUGAAGGACGCGCUUGCGCCCGUGUUCAGCGGUAGCAAUGUCUAUCGUGCGCUCGUCGCGCCGGAGCAGCUGGAGGACGUGUGGCAGGGUCAUCCCGUUAUGAAGAAGCCCUUCAUCUACUGCGGGAAGGACAAGCACGUCGUGGCGUACCCCAUCUCUUGUGGUCGUGCAAUCAACGUCGUCGCAUUCUACACCGACAUGUCCAAGGAGGACACUCCGUUCGAGGGCUCGCAGAUCGGCCAGGCGACAACUGAGCAAGUGUUGAAGACCUACGAAGGAUGGGAACCCGAAGUCCGAGCCAUUCUCUCUUGCAUGCGCGACCCGUCGCAUUGGGCAAUCAUCACCCAGAAGCCACUCGAUGUAUGGGCCGCCGACGGCGUUUUUCUGCUUGGGGACUCAGCCCAUGCGAUGGCUACCCAUCUGGGCGCCGGCGCUGGUCAGGCCAUCGAGGUAAGUAUUUCCUGUGGCUCUUUGUUCUCCACCCCGCUAAUCUCGCACAGGACGCCUACAUUCUCGCGCGAAUCCUCGCGCGCGAGCAGAAGAAGGGCCCCCUUGCAGUUCUCUCCUCCGAGACCGCGUCACUCUACAACCGGCUCCGACCGCCGGUCGCCAACUUCGUGUCCGCACGCGCGAAACUUCAGAACCGCUUCUACGAGUUCAACGAGGAGGGCACUGAUCUCGGGCCACUGCAGAAGGACUCGCCUGUCUUGACGGAGACGGACCGGCUGGCAAGGAUCGGGCACGCGAUCUGGGACGGGUUCCAUUGGCGGGAGCAUCCUGUGGUAAAGGAGACGGACGCAAAGGUCGCAAGAGCUCUAGACUCGUGAGCGACUAGGGACAUUCGUGCAUACUCUCAAUCUGUGUAGUGGAAGACAACAACAUGAAUUUGCUCGAUUCCCGCUCCUUACAAGU
Schizophyllum commune H4-8 is the source of this 1491-nucleotide messenger RNA. RefSeq names its product FAD/NAD(P)-binding domain-containing protein. NCBI's taxonomy places the organism in Eukaryota, Fungi, Basidiomycota, Agaricomycetes, Agaricales, Schizophyllaceae. Gene Ontology annotation, molecular function: FAD binding. The record is from RefSeq and is a predicted model, not a curated record. Gene Ontology annotation, biological process: secondary metabolite biosynthetic process. The transcript is spliced from 6 exons. The coding region runs from base 55 to 1290 and encodes 411 amino acids.